AUGGCCGAAGUCGUCUCCGCCGCUCCAUCUCCCUUGGCCAAAUUGAGCUUCAAGCCUAUCAUAAAGGAUGAGCUGAGGCCAACAUCUUCUGAGAGGCCCACCGCCACUUUCAACCCAGACCAGCACCUUGCCUUCGUCGAAGAACCUAAGAAGCUUACUCUCAAGGAUGUUUCUCUUCCGGAGGAUAUCGGCAUCUCCCCUGUUGCUUGUUCAGAGCCAUUCCCCUUGUUCACUGAGGAGGCCAUCCAAACGAUGCGGCAGGAGAUCUUCACAACGGAAGUAUAUGCACCUUUCAUGGACCAAGCCUGGAACAACCCGAAGACUCUUGAAGUCAUCUCCAAGGUUGCAGGAGUGGACCUUAUCCCGAACAUCCAGUACGAAGUCGGCAAUAUCAACAUCUCCAUCCAGAAAGCUGCCAGCGAUGAGGACAAAGCUGCUGCGAAGAGCGGGGACAACACUUCGGUUACCAAGUGGCAUUACGAUGCGUUCCCGUUCGUGUGUGUUGUGAUGAUGAGCGAUGCUACGAAUAUGCUUGGAGGCGAGACCGCUCUCAAGACCGGUACAGGGGAAGUCCUCAAAGUCAGAGGGCCACAGAUGCUGACGCUUCUCAAGGGCUACGCUGUCAUUCUCCAGGGGAGAUAUGUCGAACAUCAAGCACUGGCAGCUAUCGGCGGCGCCGAGCGCAUCACGAUGAUAACUUCAUUCCGACCUCGUGACCCUUGCGUGAAGGACGAUUCUGUCCUCACCUCAAUUAGACCGAUCUCGGAGCUAUCCGAGCUCUACUACCAAUGGGCCAAGUAUAGAGCUGAGGUCGUGAGGGCGCGUCUAGAUGCCAUGUUGAACACAUUGGAGGAGGAUCAUGAUGACGGAAAGCAAACAGACGUUCGAGGCAUUAAGCAAUUCUUGCUGCAGAACGAGGAGUACUUCGCAAUUACCAACAAAGAGAUUGUGGAGUUGAGAGAGCCUCAUCGAGCAUGGGAAGGGUAUUAA
Messenger RNA from Colletotrichum chrysophilum, 990 nucleotides. RefSeq lists its product as uncharacterized. The coding region runs from base 1 to 990 and encodes 329 amino acids. NCBI's taxonomy places the organism in Eukaryota, Fungi, Ascomycota, Sordariomycetes, Glomerellales, Glomerellaceae. The transcript is spliced from 3 exons. The record is from RefSeq and is a predicted model, not a curated record.